AUGAACUUUCUCAAGUCUGCUGUGGCAUCGGCCAUCGCACAAGGUCCUCCAUUCCCCUACAAUUUUGGCGACAAGGUCGAUAUCGACGAGUCCAUCUGGACAUUGUACAACGGUACCAAGAGAGAAGAUGGAUCAAACUGCAGCAUCUUUUCCUUCGAUAUAACUACCAAUCGAUCCCAGCUACCCCUAGCCAAGAAUGCUCUAAAGAAGCUCCGAACAUUGCGACACCCGGGCGUAAUCAAAGUCCUAGACGCCGUCGAAACGGAAACAUACAUCUACAUCGCGACCGAACGAGUGGUACCCCUGCGAUGGGACGUUCGAAGAAAGAGUCUCAGCCCCGAGACGAUAAAAUGGGGUCUUCAUAGCGUUGCGCGUACAUUAAAAUUCAUCAACGACGACGCUUCUUCCAUCCACGGAAGCAUCAAAGUCGGAUCGAUCUAUACUUCAGAGAGUGGAGAAUGGAAAUUGGGCGGAUUUGACGUUCUCAGCAGCCUCAAGGAUGACGAGUCUAUUAUCUACACAUACGGAAGCUUGGUCCCCGACGCUGCAAGAUAUACCCCCCCUGAGUUGGCCAGAGGUGGAUGGGACGUUAUCAAGAAGAAUCCUCACACAGCAGUCGACGCAUUCAAUCUUGGAACUUUGAUAUUCGAGGUUUUCAAUGGCGAGUACAUCGCAGCUGACCAAGCUGGCCAGACCAAGAAUGUCCCCCCUUCAAUGCAGUCCAGUUACAAGCGCCUGUGCAACGCCAACCCCAAGGCUCGAAUCAGCGUGGGCGCCUUUCUCGACCAAGGAAACAGAAGCGGAUCUUUCUUCGACAGUUCUCUAAUCAAAUUGACGGAGGGUAUCGAUAACCUGGAUAUCAAGACCCCUGAUGAACGAGAAGAGUUUCUUGCGGGCCUAGAUGAAAUCAGCGAUGAUUUCCCUGAAGAAUUCUUCAAAUUAAAGGUGAUGCCCGAGUUGAUGAAAUCGGCCGAAUUUGGCGGCGGAGGUCCCAGAGCUGUCACUGUAGUUCUUAAGAUUGCGGCCAAGAUUUCCAAAGAAGAUUUUGACUCGAAGAUUACGCCCUUCAUUAUUCGCCUAUUUGGAAACCCUGAUCGAGCCAUCCGAGUGUGUUUGCUAGACAACCUCCCUUUGAUGAUUGAUCAACUUUCACAGAAGAUCGUCAACGACAAGAUCUUCCCACAAUUAAUUACCGGGUUUACCGACGUAACACCUGUAGUAAGGGAACAGACUCUCAAGUCGGUACUUGUUAUUAUCACAAAACUUUCGGACCGCACAAUCAACGGCGACCUCCUCAAACAGCUCGCGAGAACAGCGAAUGACGAGCAGCCUGGUAUUCGUACAAACACAACUAUCUGCUUGGGAAAGAUCGCCAAGCACCUCGGCGCUUCAUCGCGGUCAAAGGUUCUCAUAGCCGCUUUUACAAGGUCACUUAGGGAUCCUUUCGUCCAUGCUAGGAAUGCUUCCUUGAUGGCGUUGGGGGCCACCGCAGAAUAUUUUACGGACGAGGAUGCGGCUUGCAGAAUCUUGCCUGUAAUCUCUCCUGCCUUGAUUGACAAGGAGAAGAUUAUCCGUGAAUCUGCGACUCGCACUAUGGAGGUUUAUCUCCAGAAAAUCAAGAAGGCGGCUUCCUCCAUGCCUGACACAGUUCUACCUCCACCACAGGCUGCUGAUGGCGCGGCCCCACGAAUGGCCACGCCUCAGCCAAAUGAAAACAACGCGGCCGGUUGGGCAGGGUGGGCAAUCUCAUCUUUCACCAACAAGAUCUCUGCGGCUGCGGGUGAGAUUCAUGCCGAGUCAGACUCCCGUACUGCUUCACCGGCGCCAGCUGCUUCAGCUAGCUCUGAACCCAAGAAGCCAGCGACUGGUACUGCCUCGUCACUGCACCGCCAAGCAGUCAAGUCGCCCCCGGCACCUCUAUCUCGCAACUCGUCACAUACCGCAAGUGUGGUAGCCGAUUCUUUCUUACCUGUAGAUGACGGUGAUGAUGUUGGGGAUUCUUGGGGUGACAUGAACGACGACUUUGACAGUUUCGAUACUCCCGGGCAGUCUUCAAAGCAACCCGCAGCCACAACUGCAACUGCCACCCCAUUCGAAGAUGGUGAGCCUGAUUUUGCUGGGUGGUUAGCUGCACAAUCACAAAAGAAGUCAGGCAACGCCAAACCCCUACCGAAAGGCUUAUCCAAGUCUUCGACGGUCAAGAAGCCUUUGGCAAAGCCCGCAGCUAAGCCAGUUGCAGCAAAGAAGAUUGAUAUGAAGCCAAAGGAGGCUGAUGACGAUGAUGGUUGGGGUGAUGGUUGGUAA
Molecule: messenger RNA, 2304 nt
Organism: Fusarium pseudograminearum CS3096
Lineage: Eukaryota; Fungi; Ascomycota; Sordariomycetes; Hypocreales; Nectriaceae
Exons: 7
Coding region: 1-2304 (767 amino acids)
Biological process (GO): protein phosphorylation; tRNA export from nucleus
Cellular component (GO): cytoplasm
Molecular function (GO): ATP binding; protein kinase activity
Source: RefSeq, a predicted model, not a curated record